AUGGAGGUCGCGCUCAAGACUACCAACAAUGCCGUCAAGGUGCGAUUGCUGUUCUUGCCCGGAGAGACCGCUUGUACUGAUGACACAGACCUUGCCUGCUCCAGGGAGUUAACAAGACGACGGCGAAGAGCGUACCGGCUUUCCUGAACAAGCUCUUUGCGCAAGUCGUGCCCGGAUAUGUCCCCACUCGACUCGGCCGAAGCCCUUGCCUGACCCCCGAUUGUUCUCUACUGUACAGUAUGGUCAAUGACCCCGAUACGGAUGACUACAUUUCUUGGUCCAAAGAUGGCGACUCGUUUCUCAGUGCGUGUCUGAACCCGGCCGUCGUAACGACCGAUAUGCUGACCUCCGGUCUCUCGCAGUCCCUUCCUCCGAUCGGUUUGCCAAAGAGGUGCUGCCCCGCUUCUUUAAGCAUUCAAACUUCGGUUCCUUCGUACGUCAAUGCAACAUGUACGGGUUCCAUAAGGCAAGUCUAUCAUCAUCACUGGUGUUCACUCGUAGGAGUUCCAGCUCGGGUCCGCGAAGAGGGGUCGGGGGCGAUGUCCCUUGACGGCGAAACGGGCACUCACUAACCGCUGGGGUGUACACGUAGGUUCCAAGUCUACAACAGGGUGUAUUGAAAGGCGAUGACGAAGUUCAAGAACUCCGUGAGUCGCGGUAGGACACACCGAUGAGAUCAUCAACGCUGACCCCCUCCAUUUCUCGACAGUCGAAUUCUCCAACCCCAACUUUCUUCAAGCCCAACCGGAUCUACUGUGCUUCAUCCGACGGCAAAAAUCCCGCAAUGAUGCCGAAGCCGGGGCUCUUGACCUACCGACCCUUCUGACCGACCUGGCCUCGAUCCGCAAACAUCAAACCGCCAUUUCGGCCGACCUGAAGGAUCUGCAGCAAUCUAACCACGCGCUCUGGCAAGAGGCGAUUCAAUCACGAGAACGGCAUGCGCGACAGCAAGAGACACUGAACAAGAUUCUGCGUUUCUUGGCCACCGUCUUCGGCGGGCAAGUCGCCGGAGCCGAACAGGAGGAAUCACCGCCGGGCGGCUCGGGCGUCGUGCUGGAGGAGGAAACGGGUCAGGAGGGCGAGGGGAGUACGAACGGUGCGUCGGGGGGCAAAGGCAAAGGGAAAGGACCGGCAAAGGCUCGUGCGGUCGUCCCCAAGAUGAGGAGUCAGCUGCUGCUGGAGGACGUCGUGGGACGGCAAGACGAUCGAGCGAAACGUUUGCGAACGCUCAGUGCAAGGUUACGUGACCAGGCCGAUGAUGACGAUGACUAUGAUAAGGACGCAGAGAUUGAAGAGAUUCCAUCGUCGAGGGCGAGUGAUGAACUCCCGACGAUCUCGAGUGGUGAGUCGCAAUGGGUGGGCGAUGAAUCCGAGUGUGUGCGGCCAUUGACCUGAUAUCGUUCCCUGCCAUCUCAGCACCUCGCAUGCCACCAACCGCAUCGACAUCACGUGCGCCUACAUCGAGUCAGGCGCUCGUAUAUCCUGGUAACUCACCGGAUGCAUACCGCUUUACGACCAUCCCCACACCCGACUCGAACGGUCUAAACGUGACCUCUGCAACAGGCGACUCCCCUGCUCCCGACUACCACCUGUCGCAGGACGCAAUCGACAACAUAUUUGGGGGCGAUGGAUCGACCUCUUCGGCGAACGAAGACGCCCUCGUUUCCUUUCUACAAUCGCGAUCGCAGUCGUCGGCGACUUCCACGAGUGGCGCAGGGACGUCCAACACGCUUUUCCCCGGUGCGAUCGACAUGCCGAGCUUUCCUCGCACACCAGGAGGCAACAACAUCGACUUUAGUCGCGCGCUCAUGCCUUCUUCGCCAGCGGUCGCAGCACCCACCUCGAACCCUCUAGAUGCGUUGACCUCCGAAACGGGCGCCCUGUUCUCCCACAGCGACUUUUCCCCCGAUUACCGCUCCGCAAUCCGCGAUUCAACCCAGGCGAUCCAAGACGUAACGAAUGAGAAGGCCGAUAUCGAUGCGAGAACCUCGGCGCUCGAAGCUGCGAUCGCUCGAUUGAUGCAGAACUUGCCGGAGGAGACAAGGGAACAACUUAGUCAGCAGACGGGACAGGGCUUGGACGAGUUGAGCACGAGUGGACCUGGGGCGUGGUCGAGUGGAGCGAAUGGGGAUUUGGACCUGGACAAAUUCUUGGCCCAGUACGGUGAGUUCGGUGAGGCGAUCGCAUGGGUAUUGGCGUUACAAUCGAGCUGACGGUCGAAUCUUCGGCACAAUGUAUAGACACGAACCCGACAAGUGGUCAGACGCCGAUCGACUACUCGAUGUACUUUGACCCCGACGGUCCGGGCGGCUCGCCCGGCUUGGGUGGACUUGGCAACUUGCGAUCGAGUGGGCCCCAGUUCCAGACCGGUUUACCAUCGUACGAUGACGAAGAUGAUGAAGAUGAGGAAGAGGACGAGGAGGAAGAGGAGAAGGUCAAGGACAACACCGCGAACGCCGCUAGUACGAGCAACGGGAUCGUGGAGGUGAACCCCGAUGACGAACCUGGGACCCGUGAGACGACGCCAAAACCACGAGCGGGAUCCAAAGCUCCUUCCACGCCCAAAGCUGUAUCCCCAAAAAAGGCUACAACUACCGCCAAGGCGAUGAAGACUACCGGCGCCAAUGCAGCGACCAAGAAGCGCAAAAGCGAGGUGGUGGACGAAGUUGAGGUCGCGACCCCGGGUGGUUCGCGCAAGUCGGCGAGGUCGCGUCGUUGA
Microbotryum saponariae is the source of this 2719-nucleotide messenger RNA. NCBI's taxonomy places the organism in Eukaryota, Fungi, Basidiomycota, Microbotryomycetes, Microbotryales, Microbotryaceae. The record is from the annotation of a GenBank genome assembly.